Messenger RNA from Lotus japonicus, 1387 nucleotides. RefSeq lists its product as uncharacterized. The transcript has 2 exons. The record is from RefSeq and is a predicted model, not a curated record. Lineage: Eukaryota; Viridiplantae; Streptophyta; Magnoliopsida; Fabales; Fabaceae. Bases 64 to 1104 code for a protein of 346 amino acids.
UAUUACAGUUUUGUAUUGUAGCAUAGGAUCUCACAUUUUCAUUUUCUUCUUCACCACUCUCACAUGACAGCUGGUGCCUCCUCUUCUUCUUCUUCUUCAGCCAUGGCUUUCCUCCUCCGUCUCAGAACAAUCCACACUUUGACUAACCCUUCUCGUUCUCUUUCUCUGCUCCACCACCACCGCCUCCUCUCCACCUCCAACUCCGGCGCCGGCGACCUCCUCCGCCUGAGAACAUUCCUAACUUUGACAACCCCAUCUCAGCUCCACCGCCACCGCACUUCCAACUCCGUCGCCGGCGACAACCCCAACACCAACCAACCCUUCCUCUUCUCUCUGAGAAAAAUCCAAACAUUUCUGCUCCACCACCUCCGCCGCCUCUUAUCCACCUCCGACUCCGGCACCGGCGACCACCCAAACUCCAACAACCCCUCCCCUUCCACUCUCCGAGAACUCAGGGAAGCUGUCAAAUCACUCUCAGCAAGUGAUUGCAUUGUAGAGAGCAAAACACCAACCUAUACCACCUUCUCCUUCGUCCCUUCCUCCAACUCCACCGCCGCCGCCGCCGAUUUCAACGCCACCGCCUCGUUUAACCUUGAUGAGAAGCUUCAGCAGAUGAAAAUGAGGGCAUUGAUUUUGGGGGAAAGGCAGAUUACUGAUCGCCAGCGCUUGUGGAAGCUGAAGGAGUCAAGAAUCGAACUCCGGGAUGAGGUCCUCAAGAAUCUCGCAAACCAUAUCAGCCUAGUGCAGAAACACAAGGGCCGCCGCGCGCUGUCGUCGGAGACACGCGAAAUGCUGGUGGAUGAGAUUGAUAGCAUAAUUGCAGAGCUGAUGAAGUUCAAGGAUAUGUUAAUGGAGUCUGCUAAUUUGUUAGAAAUGUUAACCGAUUCGAGACUCGAUUCGCUCAAAGAAAUCGUGAAAAACUUGUCUGAGAUUAGGGGCGAUUUGCAGGAUGAGGUGUGGGAUGAACUGAAUGAGGGGCUGGUGAGGUGUGAGCAGAUGGAGCUGAAAGAGGCUGAGAUGUUAGCCGUAGAGAUUAGGCAGCAAAUGCAAUUGCUCAUACCGCAAGUGCAGAAACUCUUUCAGAUACGCCACAGCUACUUGUGAAGCCAUGGUUUUUCAGGUCUUUUGCUAUAGGGUGCAUAGGGGGAACUUUUAUAAACCCAAAUUGUGUUCUAACUUCUAACAAUGCUGAGUAGGAUUUCAAUCUCUAUCAGGUUAAGUAUAAAGGUGAAUUUUGGUUCAAGGUUUAUCAUAUUGUCUUGGCUUACAACACAUUAAUGUUCACUGCCUUUUGCUUUUUUGAUAAGCUGUUUACUACCUUUUGUAUCCUCCCUGAACGUUGAGGCUGCUGGCUUUUUCUCUGUUUAGUGUUUAUUGAUUUUGACUA